AGGAAAAAAUAGUCAAAGAAUUGAAAUGAUUACCAGUGCGUAUAUACUUCCAUGUAGAUGAGUACCAAUGGCGACGUUGGUGCACGAAAAAUCGAAUAGAUAAGUUUCAAAACUUGUGAGAUGGAAUUGUAGACUUGUAUAAAUUGUGAGAUUGUAAAUAAAAAUUUUUCAGGUUAGGUUAGGUUCGUUGUAGGUGUCGUUUCAAACUCUCUGGACUUUUCAAUUAUACCCUAUUCAUUCGAUGUUUUGUUUCAAUAUCUUUUUUUGUUACAAUAAAGAUCUUACUAUACAAAAGUCGUCCACCAGCAACCGUCUUCCGUUUCCUUAUGCUCACAUUAUAUUUUGAGUCUUCACCCCCUAACCCAACAUUCAGACUCAACCCCAUUCACUUCCGUCAACGGCGUGAUACGCAAGUCUUACCAGACUCCUGGUGUGUUGUUUGUCCGAUAUUUCAUGACAGGAAGUAUGUACCGAUCUUGGGUUCUUUGCAUUUAAUUCCUAUAUAGCUGUAAAUGUGCCGAAACGGAAAACAGUGUGGAAAUUUGGUCUAAAAUGUUAACCUAACCUAACCGGAGGGUUAGGUUAGGUUAGGAUCCCUUCAGGUAGUUUUUUUCCUUUGAAAAAUUCAAAAGGGUUGGGCGGGGAUUAUGUUAAAAGUUUACACCACUGAAAUUAUUGUUAUUUUUCUUAUUUUAUUUACUAUUAAAACCUUUUUACUCGUUGCUAUUUUCAUUAUUUUAUGGUAUUUCGUGUAUUUUAGUGUUAUCAUUAAUAUCAUUCUUAAAUUCAAAAAUGUUUACCUUGACCUUAUUUCUCACAAUCUAUUCAUUUAUCAUCAUAACUAAUUAUUAUUAAAUAUACUGCAUAUUUCUAUUAUUUUUUUUAAUUAAUUGUUAUAUCAAGUACGCACCAAUAGCAAGCUAGCUUCACAUUUAAUUAUUUCAAAUGAUUUUUAACCGACCGAUAAAAAUGUAAUUAUCGAGGUCAAUACAUCGUCGAAUCGACCGGAAUACCUUGAACGUAUGUUCUAAAUUGUAAACAACUUUGUAUUCUUACGGUAAUUCGGUUGUUGAUAAGUUUUAACGUCCAUAUCAACUUCAGAUUGGGUUGAAUUGUAAUUAGAGAAUGGAACUACCAAAAUUGGAUCUACUUUUAUUUGGAGCAACUGGUACAAGUGGAUUUUUCUGUAUCCCUUAUUUGUACAAAUUAACCAAAGAAAAUGGUAGAAAUUUAACUUGGGGUGUAUCUGGACGUUCAGAAAAUAAAUUGAGGGAAACUCUUAAAGAAACAGAAAAGAAAAUGGGUAUCGAUUUAUCCAAUAUUCCGAUUGUAAUAGCAGAUGUAUCAGAUCGAGAAUCGCUCAAAAAAAUGGCCGAAAGAACCAGAGUUCUGAUCAAUUGUUGCGGACCAUACGCAAAAUACGGUUAUCCCGUCGUAGAGGCUUGUAUCGCAGCCGGAACUCAUCACGUCGAUAUAACAGCCGAACCGGAAUACAUCGAAACAAUGUAUACAAAAUAUCACGCACCAGCUCAAGAAAAAGGAGUAUAUAUAGUAAUGUGUUGUGGAGUAGAUACUAUACCAUCUGAUUUGGGUUUGGUUUAUCUCGAGCAGCAAUUCGAUGGGGUACUUAAUUCGGUAGUGACUUAUUUCGAAGGUUGGUACGAAGAUGUCGGACCAGGACCUAUUAUCGGUUGUGGUACUUGGAAUAGUCUUGUUCACGCAUUAUACCACGGUACAAGAUAUAGUCGGUUAAAGAAAAGGAUGUUCCCCGAACCUAAACCGGCUACAUUCCUACCGGAGCUGAAAGUUAAGUAUACUUUGCACCGUAAUCGAAAGAUCGGCGGUUGGUCAUUGUUUUACUUCACAGCCGAUAAAGUGGUUAUGAGGAAAACUCAAGAAUAUUUAUACGAAAAUGAAAAUAAACGACCGGUUCAAAUUGAAACUCUCUCUAACGAUAAAAGUUUCCUUCGAUUGAUUGUCAUAUUUUUCGCUAUUAUAGUUUGGUUACUUUUCAUUCCAUUCCAUUGCGGUAGAAAUUUAAUGAUUAACUAUCCAGCAAUUUUCACUUUCGGGUUGUUUAGGAAAGGGCAGUUUCCAUCAGAACGGGCGUUACAAAAUACUUUUUAUCGAGUAACUUUUUAUGGAGAAGGGUGGAAAGAAAAAUUACCGAAUAAAAAUGAUCAAUACGAUAAACCGCCGAAUAAAAAUAUAUUGGCGUCGUUUACAGCACGAAAUCCAGCCUACGGAGUUACUUGUUUGGGAAUUGUAGGUUCAGCAAUUGCCAUUCUAACAGAAAAAGACAAAUUACCAUCGAAGGGAGGAGUAUAUUCCACCGGAUCUGCCUUUGGGAAAACUUCUUUGAUGAAAACUCUCGUCGAUCACAAAACAUUGGAAUUUGAGAUUCUAAAAUCGAAUGAUUUAUGAUUUUUUCAAUUAUAUUUGUUUUAAAAUAUAAAAGAAAAUUUUGGAAAAUAAAAGUUGAAAUACUCCUCA
Messenger RNA from Diorhabda carinulata, 2493 nucleotides. RefSeq names its product saccharopine dehydrogenase-like oxidoreductase. Gene Ontology annotation, biological process: glycolipid biosynthetic process. The transcript is spliced from 7 exons. Bases 1126 to 2424 code for a protein of 432 amino acids. The record is from RefSeq and is a predicted model, not a curated record. NCBI's taxonomy places the organism in Eukaryota, Metazoa, Arthropoda, Insecta, Coleoptera, Chrysomelidae. Gene Ontology annotation, cellular component: lipid droplet; plasma membrane; mitochondrion.